Molecule: messenger RNA, 2059 nt
Organism: Nothobranchius furzeri (turquoise killifish)
Lineage: Eukaryota; Metazoa; Chordata; Actinopteri; Cyprinodontiformes; Nothobranchiidae
Source: RefSeq, a predicted model, not a curated record
UAGUCCGGAAAUUACGGUAUGUAUUUGAGUUCAAACAACUUAUCAAGCUUGCCUUUUGCUCCCGCAAAAAAUCUGGUUUAACCCUGUUUUGAACAGUGGCACUGUUGAGCGCUAAGCGGCUGCCUGCACUUGAGAGUGUGAGAAGGAGCAAGCAAGUUAUCCAACCCACAUUUGACGUUGAAGGAUAUAUUUUUGUCUUUGAUUCAGUCCUAAAACGAUUGCUAUUUGAAGUGUAGCUGAGCGGGACACCUGGAGCAGCAUUUGGAAAAUGGCUGUGCAACAGAGAAUGCUUAUGAGAGUCAUCAUCACUGAAGGGGACAUAAGGAAGGUGGAACUGACAACAAAGCCUGAUACAGUUGAUAUUUUGGUUGGGUCCCUUAAAGAUGUGCUUCAAAUAAAAUACAACUUCACCCUUCAGUAUAAAGAUCCCAGCUUUGACAACGAACUCUGUAAUUUAACCGAGAUAUCAGAGCUACCUGAACGACCUACUGUCAAAAUCAUUCCUUUGCUUACUCUUGAGGCGGUACCUGACAUACAGAUGAGUUCACCCACAAGUGACACAACAAGCCAGGCUGACACUGACAUCCUCCCCUACUCACCCCAGGAACGACGCCAGUGGCCAGAGCUUUUUGAUAUGUAUAUACCAAAAUUUUCUGUAGAUGUAGAAUACAGACUGCGUCAAGCAAACCUGCUGCAUCUCAGAGAUGGAACACACCUCAACCCAUCAAAGGAGCUAAAACAUGACAUCCUUGAGAGGCUUGCCGAGACCAUAUAUGCCAUGAAAGCUUACCCAACAAAUGCGGAAUUUGAAGCUGUUGCCUCAGCACUGGUGCGAGUGCACCCAUGUCUGAAAGAACAAGGAUCAAUGUCCGGCUGGAGUGGCUGGAAAAACAGCCUGAAAUUCAAGAUGGGGAAUUACAGAACAAAAAUGCGUCAGCUGGGUCACCUUGAUGUCACUGUCAACGGUGGUAAAUACGGAAAGCACUCUCCUUCUGGAGAUCCACCAAACAAGAGAAUCAAGAAGCCAAAGAGAGGAGAAGUCAAUUACUUACCUGAUUAUCCAGAGGGAGAAGAUGAGUCCAGUCUUGAAGAUGCUCGACAGCUGAUGGUUGCAGAAAUGAAGAAGAAAACUCCAAAUACAGCCAUGAUGAAGCAAAAGAUGGAUCUGACAUUUGCUCUUCGAAGGAAAGAAAUUGUGAACGACAAGCCCGCCAUCAUCCAGAUAUGUCAACGAUGGCCUCCUCUCUUUACGGAAAACCAGGUGUGUCUGGAAUUCAGCAGAGUGGUUGGUAAAAGCCUGAGAAAGGAGUUCUAUGAGGCCCUUGACCACCUAUGUCCCAGGCUUAUGGAAAUCUUUAAGGCAAAGAGGGGUCUUACAGGGCAGGUGUUGGCUGACCUGAUGCGACAAACAAAGGCUUCGGAUGUGAUGGAGGUUAGAUCCCUGGUCCUCAGGGGGCUUCCAGUCAUUCUCGGUGAUGAUCCAUCUGCCUUCUUCAAGGCCUGCUUUGACACUGACGGUGAAGACAGUUUGUGGAGUGAUGUUCCAGUGGGGAUCCUCUGCCGUGAACAGGAUAUUUCAGCACACAUGCAGUCCCUUCACCACCAUACAUCCUCAGUGGGAAUCAUCUUGGAGGGCAAGAUUGUGAUGGAUGCCGAGAACCUGCCCCAGGCCAUGUACAUCCUCUUUGGACUUACUUAUGCACUGCAUCUCAACUACCCAAAGUACAUGAAAAACACAUUUGACUUUAUUCAACAGAUACUUCUGAACUUGGGUAAGUCAGAUCUAACACCAAAACUCCAAACACUCAGGAAUCAGCUUGCAAUGUGAGAUCCAGAUCUACCUCCUUUUGCAAAGAUAAAAAUGUCAUAUUUUUUUAUGUACAUUGAAAAUUGGCAAUUAAGGAAAACAUAGCAACUUUCAUCUGCAUUAUGUCAAUUUGUUGAAACAUUAAUUGGAGCAUAUUUAAAAAGGAGAAAAGUGCAGGACAAACUAAAAUGUCACUAACUAAAAAGUAAAUAAUGAGGGGGAAAAUCAUUAGAGGCAGGAGGGGGGUGUAAG